AUGGUGGAGCGCAGUAUCGGUACAGCACAAGAACCGGCUUUAACAGAGCAGUAUCAAGAUGCAUUUGGGAGGGAGGGCUCGGUCCUGACCCAGCGCUUCUUGACCCAACUUACACUGGUCCCGAUUCUGGAACUCGCUGGUCCUGGCCCUAUCCACUCUGGUCCUGCUGGCUGGCCCUAUCCACUCUGGUCCUGGAUCCACUCUGGUCCUCCUAUCCACUGGCCCUAUCCACUCUGGUCCUGGCCCUAUCCACUCUGGUCCUGGCUGGUCCUAUCCACUAUCCACUCUGGUCCUGGUCCACCCUGGCCCUAUCCACUCUGGUCCUGGCCCUAUCCACUCUGUCCUGGCACUCUGGUCCUAUCUUGGUGCCCUAUCCACUCUGGUCCUGGCCCUAUCCACUCUAGCCCCGGUCCUAUCCACUCUGGUCCUGGCCCUAUCCACUCUGGUCCUGGCCCCAUCCACUCUGGUCCUGGCCCUAUCCACUCUGGUCCUGGCCCUAUCCACUCUGGUCCUGGCCCUAUCCACUCUGGUCCUGGCCCUAUCCACUCUGGUCCUGGCCCCAUCCACUCUGGUCCUGGCCCUAUCCACUCCGCUCCUGGCCCUAUCCACUCUGGUCCUGGCCCUAUCCAAUCUGGCCCUGGCCCUAUCCACUCCGCUCCUGGCCCUAUCCUAGUCCUAUUUCUACCCACUCUGGCUCCGGUGUUAUCCGGGCUGGUCUUACCAAUGUCUUACCCGGUCCUAUUCACCCUGGUCCCGCUCCUAUCCACAGUGGUUCUGGCCCUAUCCAAUCUGGUCCUGGUCCUAUCCACUCUAUACCUGGCAUUGUCCAUCCUGAUCCCGCUCCUAUCCACAGUGGUCCAGGCGCUAUCCACUCAGGUUCAGUCCCUAUCCAGGCUGGUCCUGGUUCUAUCCACCCCGACGUUGGUCCCGGCCCUAUCUACUCUGGCCCUGGUCCUAUCCUCUCCGAUAACGACGUAG
This is a messenger RNA of Penaeus vannamei (Pacific white shrimp), 978 nucleotides long. The record is from RefSeq and is a predicted model, not a curated record. NCBI's taxonomy places the organism in Eukaryota, Metazoa, Arthropoda, Malacostraca, Decapoda, Penaeidae.